UGUAGGAGACUAUAUAUUUUGGUGUUCGACUGGAAAAGACACUUGUCAGAAUUGUCUUGCUGGCUUAGUCUGCUGUAUUAAGUUUGAUGUCAUGUCUACUAAUGGCACAAAUUCUUCUCAUGUGGUGCCAUUUACUAAUGACACAAAUUCUUCUGCUAGUAAUGACAUAAAUUCUUUUUCAAAAAUUGCUUUAGCAUUUUUAAUGAGCUUACUAGCUUUUGCUAUAAUGCUAGGAAAUGCUGUGGUCAUUUUAGCUUUUGUGGUGGACAAAAAUCUUAGACAUCGAAGUAAUUACUUUUUUCUUAACUUGGCCAUUUCGGACUUCUUUGUUGGUGUGAUCUCCAUUCCUUUGUUCAUCCCUCACAAGCUCUUCAAGUGGCAGUUUGAAAAUAAGAUUUGUGUCUUUUGGCUCACUACUGACUACCUUUUGUGUACAGCAUCUGUGUAUAACAUUGUACUCAUCAGCUUUGAUCGAUACCAGUCAGUCUCGAAUGCUGUAUCUUACAGAGCUCAACAUACUGGGACCUUGAAGACUGUGGCUCUGAUGGUGGCCGUCUGGGUGGUGGCCUUCUUAGUGCAUGGGCCAAUACUAGUUUCAGAGGUUAGGAAGGAAUUGCAGGGGGAUUGUGAACCUAAAUUCCUUACACAAUCGCAUAUCCUUGCCCUCACGUUAAUCUUCGAAUUCCUGAUCCCAGUCUUGCUAGUGGCUUAUUUCAACAUGUAUAUUUAUUGGAGCCUAUGGAAGCGCGGUCAUCUCACUAGGGGGCAUUCUGGAUUCAUUUCUGUCCCUUCCAGUAGCAGCGGACGCUCAUUCAGGAAUGGACUGUUUUCGAGGCCAUCUCUUUCCAACCUGGAGCAAUCAGCAGCAUCCCUUCGUUCUGAGAAAUCAGGAAGAAAGAGCAGCCUCUUGUCUUCCGUAAGAGCCCAGAUGAAUAGUUUAACUGCUUCCAAAACGAGCUCUCUCUCUCAUUCAGAUUCCCUAACUCUUCACCAAAGGGAACACCUUGAGCUGCGCAGAGGCAAGAAACUAGCCAAGUCACUGGCCAUUCUUUUGGGUGUUUUUGCUAUUUGCUGGGCUCCCUACUCUCUGUUCACAAUUAUUCGUUCAUGUCAUGGCACACACUCAGAUCUCGAAAACGCUGUGUACGACUUCACAUUUUGGCUUCAGUGGUUCAAUUCCUUUGUCAAUCCUUUUUUGUAUCCCCUGUGUCACAAGCGUUUUCAGAAGGCCUUUUUGAAAUUAUUUCGUGUGAAAAAGCAGACCAUAUCAUCACAGAAUCGGUCAACAUCUUCUUAAAGAUAAUCAUUUUGCUUAUGUAAAUAUCAGUCUUGUUCUCACUUAAAUGAGUCUGGCUUUCAUCUUGCCCUUUCCAGUCUACUGAAAAAGUCCAUAAAAUUGUAACACUUGAAAACUUAAACAAACAAAUAAAAAACCCCUGGAACCUAGAAGUCAGUGGAAAAUUAUUCUGGUGAAUAACAACAGCAUCAUUAGAAACUGACAAUAAUAUUUUUGUAAACUCAGAGCCACAAAAGUACUAUGUUUUUCUUAGUCAUCACCUCUUCUUUGUCUUUAGAUCUUAAGAUAAUUUUGACUGUGAAAUUCAAAAAUUUUGGUUUUCUUUCUAUAUGUUCAGUGUUGCUACAGUCUUAAGUGAAUUUCCAUUUUUAUUUUACAGUGACGAAAACUCAUCACGUUUUAUGAUCAUUCCCUAAAGCAUACAGUAGGAAAAAGAGCUCUUUAGCCCUUUUUCCUGGGGGUGAGUAACUCUGUUAUGGUCACUGGGCAGGUGAAUUAAGGUUUGAGUCGGCAGAACAGGAGGUGAGGGUGCUCAGAUGAAAGAGCAGAGGGCAUGUGUACUUCCAGACUCUACAUUCCUCAUCUGAGAAAAGCAGGAAGUGUGGGAUGAUGGGGGAAAGAGGAGGUCACUGCAGCUCUUGAAGGUUCUCAAUGAAGUUAUCUUGGAGUCCCGGGCAAUCAUAGGAUGACAGGGUGAGGGAUAGGUAAUGGGUUGAAAGGAUGGCUUUCCCGUUUCCUUCCUGCCCCCUUCUCCUAACUUGCACAUCAGCUAAAACUUCUCCAUGAGAAAAUAUGAGAGAAUGAGAAAGGCUAAGAGAUGCAAAAGGACUAUAAGAUUAAACCUGAUGUAUCUGGUAUAACAUUCACAGAACUAGUAUGUGUCAAUAAUUAUGAAUCAAAUAUAUUUCUGCCUUUGAUGUUUUAACUCAUGUGCUCAAUAUUUUAUAUUGCAGUGCUCAGAGUGAUUACUAUGCAGCUAAUGUAGGUUAUACCUAACAUUUUAUUAGUCUGGUGACAUUUUGUUCUUUUUGUCAUUAUUAAUUUUUUUAUAGUGUUCUUUACCUG
Molecule: messenger RNA, 2362 nt
Organism: Dama dama (fallow deer)
Lineage: Eukaryota; Metazoa; Chordata; Mammalia; Artiodactyla; Cervidae
Gene: HRH4
Product: histamine receptor H4
Exons: 3
Coding region: 92-1297 (401 amino acids)
Biological process (GO): adenylate cyclase-activating adrenergic receptor signaling pathway; regulation of MAPK cascade; positive regulation of cytosolic calcium ion concentration
Cellular component (GO): membrane
Molecular function (GO): histamine receptor activity
Source: RefSeq, a predicted model, not a curated record